Molecule: messenger RNA, 2925 nt
Organism: Dermatophagoides farinae (American house dust mite)
Lineage: Eukaryota; Metazoa; Arthropoda; Arachnida; Sarcoptiformes; Pyroglyphidae
Product: M13 family metallopeptidase neprilysin 3
Biological process (GO): peptidyl-lysine hydroxylation; protein processing
Cellular component (GO): plasma membrane; endoplasmic reticulum
Molecular function (GO): iron ion binding; L-ascorbic acid binding; procollagen-lysine 5-dioxygenase activity
Source: RefSeq, a predicted model, not a curated record
UAAUAAUAAAGCUUUAAUUUAAAUUUCUCAUUCAUUAUCAUCAAAAUCAAAAAUUAAAAUCAAAUUGGCGAACAACAUGGCAACAUUACAAUUAAAACCGGUUACCGGAUAUCAUCGUGAAGAAUUAUUAGACGAUGGUGGUGAAUCAAUUAUGAAUAAUAAUAAUGAUUCAAUAAAUAUAAUGUUUCCACGUAAUGUAACUAGUAUUGGUAAUCCACAUUUUUCAAAUAAUUUACAAUUAAUACAACAUGAAGAAUCAACAUCAUCAUCUGUUGCAUUGAAUGAUCCAUUCGCAAAUAUCACCAAUUUACGAUCUCAGAAUUUAUUAUCAUCACCAUCAUCGAAUGAUAUGAAUGUUCCAUCAUUAGCCACCGCCAACAAUAACAACAACAACAAUAAUAAUAAUAAUAAUAAUAAUAAUAGUAGUAGUAGUAAUUUAAAUGAAAAUUAUUCAAUAUCAUUCAUAACGACAUCAAAUGUUUUUGGUAAUAAACGAAAUUUUUGGCUACGUAUGACACAAUUUGAAAGGAUCUCAUUUUUUGCAAUCAUAUUAUUGGCAUUAAUUAUAUUUGUUUUGGCAUUAAUAUUAUUAUUACAACCGAAUCCUAUUCUUCAAGUACAUUUGACUAAUGAAAAUUCUUUAUUAUGCCUUAAACCGAAAUGCAUUUCGAUCGCCAGUUCAAUUAUUGAUUCAUUGGAUGAGAAUGUAAAUCCUUGUGAUGAUUUCUAUCAUUAUGCAUGUGGUGGUUGGAUCAAAAAGAAUCCAUUACCAGAUGGUCAUGCAUCAUGGGGAACGUUUGGAAAAUUAACACAAGAUAAUCAACUUAUAUUGAAAAAUGUUCUUGAAGAUAAAAAACGUAAAUUUAGUGAUGCUGAACGAAAAGCCAAAAUAUAUUAUGAUUCAUGUAUGGAUCGUACUAAAGUGAUUGAAACAUUAAAGGCUAAACCGAUGCAAGAAUUUAUUGAUUUGAUUGGCGGCUGGAAUAUUAGCGGUGGAUUCGAUGUUGAAGCAUGGAGUUUACAAAGUAAAUUAACAUUAAUGCAUAAUCGUUAUAAUCGUGGUGGCCUAUUCGAAUGGUCAGUUAGUGCGGAUGAAAAAGAUUCCACCAAAAAUGUAUUGAAUCUACAGCAAGGCAGCUUUAUUAUGCCAAGAGAUUAUUAUCUGAAUAAAACAGAUAAUGAUGAAGUAAUUAUAGCAUAUUUAGAUUUUAUGACUAAAGUGGGUGUUCUGUUGGGUGGCGAUGAAACAACGACACAUGAACAGAUGAAACGUGUAAUGGAAUUCGAAAGACAAGUAUCGAAAAUAUUGAUACCACCGGAAGAUUUACGUGAUGAUCAAAAAACCUAUCAUAAAAUGCAAUUGAGUGAUCUGAAUAAAUUGGCUCCAUUCAUCGAUUGGAUAGCCUAUUUCAAGGAAGCAUUUGCACCUAUUAAACGUGAAAUUACGGAAAAAGAACCUAUCGUUGUAUAUUCACCCGAAUUUUUUGGUAAUCUAUCCGAACUAAUCGAACAACAUUUAAGUGAUAAUGAUAAUAAAACAAUCCUAGUCAAUACGGUAGUUUGGUCAGUAGUACAACCAAUGGUUACAUAUCUAUCGAAACCAUUUCGUGAUGCAGCCAAAACAUUUACACAGGUUUUAAUCGGUUCCGAAGGUAGCUCAAGUCAAUGGCGUUAUUGUAUUGGUGAUACAAGUUCGGUACUUGGUUUCGCUGUCGGUUCAAUAUUUGUACACUCAGCAUUUCGUGGUGAAUCAAAAAAUGAAAGUAAAAUCAUGAUACAACAGAUCAAAGAUGCAUUCAAAGAACAUCUGGAAAAUUUAACAUGGAUGGAUCGACAAACAUUAGAAUUGGCAAUGGAAAAAGCAGAUGCCAUUACCGAUAUGAUUGGUUUUCCAGAUUUUAUACUUAAUGAAAAAAAAUUAAAUAAACGCUACAAAGAUUUGAUAGUUAAAGAUGAUCAGUAUUUUAAGAAUAGCAUUAAUGCAAAUAUUUUUCUGCUAAAUGAAUAUAUUAAAAAGAUUGAUAAACCGACAAAUAAAAGCGAAUGGGAUAUGGCACCGCCCGUUGUUAAUGCAUAUUAUGCUCCAACUAAAAAUCAAAUCGCUUUUCCAGCCGGCAUUCUACAGCCACCAUUUUAUGAUGUUAAUCGACCAAAAUCGCUCAAUUUUGGUGCUAUGGGUGUUGUGAUGGGUCAUGAAUUGACUCAUGCAUUCGAUGAUCAGGGUAGAGAAUAUGAUAAAAAAGGAAAUCUACAUGAAUGGUGGCAACAUGGUACGAUAUUAAAAUUCAAAGAACGAAUGAAAUGUUUUCAAGAACAAUAUUCAAAAUAUAUGAUUGGAAAUGAUCAUGUAAAUGGAAAACAAACACUUGGCGAAAAUGUAGCCGAUAAUGGUGGUCUUACUUCUGCUUUCCAUGCCUUCACAAAAUGGUCACAACAAAAUGGUGAAAAUGGUUUCCAAUUGCCUGGAUUGAAUUUCACACAGAAUCAAUUAUUUUUCAUUGGUUUCGCACAAGUAUGGUGUUCAAUCAAUACACCCGAAGCAUUAAAGAUUCAGAUUCGUAAUGAUCCACAUACACCAUCACAAUAUCGUGUCAUUGGAACAUUAUCAAAUUCACCACAAUUUUCUCAAGCAUUCAAUUGUCCAAUUGGAUCGUCAAUGAAUCCUAAAGAAAAAUGUAAUAUUUGGUGAUCAUUCAGUCAUUCAUUCAUAUUUUAUUCAUAAAAUAUUUGAUUAUCAUUAUUAUUUGCCAACUUUUGUUCACAUACACACAACAACAACAACAACAAAAAACAUCAAACAUUUUUUUUUUGAAUGAAGAAAAAAAAUGGCCAAAAUGUUCCAAAAUUUGAUUGCCCAAUAUACUAUAAUAAAUUGCCCAAAUGAAAAGAUAUUCGAAUCAAUAAAAAAAAAUUUGCCAAAAAAAA